Messenger RNA from Amblyraja radiata (thorny skate), 1848 nucleotides. RefSeq names its product histidine ammonia-lyase-like. Lineage: Eukaryota; Metazoa; Chordata; Chondrichthyes; Rajiformes; Rajidae. The record is from RefSeq and is a predicted model, not a curated record. The transcript has 18 exons. Gene Ontology annotation, molecular function: ammonia-lyase activity. The coding region runs from base 115 to 1848 and encodes 577 amino acids.
GGGGUGUGGACAUUGUACGCUGUGGGCUGGGGGGGGGGGUGGGUCUGUGGACGGGGCCGCUGUGGACUCGGGGCCAGAGGUAGGAGCGGCCGAGGGCUGGCGGGCGGCGGCACCAUGUCCCGCUACACGGUGCAUGUCCGCGACGAGUGGCUGCUGGUGCCGAGCAGGGACGGCGCGGCCAGCGUGGACUGGCUGGGCCGGGAGGCGCUGCGCCGCUACGCCAUGAACAAGCCGGGCUACGGCUGCCUGAGCGAGGAAGCCGCCUUCACCGUGCGUCGGUGCCAGGGGCUGGCGCUGCUCGACCCUCACGACGCCCUGGCAGAGGUCCUGGAGAAUAACGACUUCGUGGAAGUGGUGCUGGAGGAUGAUGCCGUGUCCCCGGACUUCAGCCAGUGGAUGCCCGAACACCGGUCUUCCAUCUACCGGGAGCCCGAUGAGUGUAUUUAUUUAGAUGGAAAUCAUUUAACGAUAGAAGAACUAGUUCGUUUGGGAAAAGGACUUUACAAGAUCAAGAUCUCUGCAGAAGCUGAAGACAAAAUCAAACAGUCAAGAAUACUUCUGGAAAAUAUUGUGAAAGAAAAUAAAUUUGGGUACGGAAUAACAACUGGCUUUGGGAAAUUUAUCCGGAUUGUUAUCCCGCAUAAUAAGCUCAAGGAGCUCCAGGAGAAUAUUAUACACUCCACUGCUGUAGGUGUGGGCAAACCCCUCUCUCCAGAGAGGUGCCGGAUGCUGCUGGCUCUCAGGAUCAAUGUCCUCGCCAAGGGUUACAGUGGAAUCUCCUUGGAGACCCUCAACCAAAUGAUCCAGGCCUUCAAUGCUUCCUGCCUGUCCUUUGUGCCAGAGAAGGGUACUGUUGGGGCCAGUGGAGAUCUCGCUCCUCUGGCUCACCUUGCCCUCGGACUGAUGGGUGAAGGGAAAAUGUGGUCGCCAAAAAGCGGCUGGGCUGACGCUAAGGAUGUUUUACAAGCUCAUGGGCUCCGUCUGAUUUCACUGAAACCUAAAGAGGGGCUGUCGCUGAUCAACGGGACACAGAUGAUCACGUCGCUAGGCGCUGAGGCAGUGGAGCGAGCCGUGGCCAUCGCCCGCCAAGCGGACAUCAUCGCCGCACUCACGCUGGAGGUUCUCAAAGGCACCACCAGAGCCUUCGACAGCGAUGUCCACAAGCUGAGACCACACCAAGGACAGAUGGACGUAGCUGCUCGAUUGAGGUCACUCUUGGACUCCGACGUUCAUGCAUCUGAGAUAGCAGGGAGCCACAGGUUGUGUGAUCGUGUUCAGGAUGCCUACACCCUCCGGUGCUGUCCGCAGGCUCUCGACUACCUGGCCAUCGCGGUUCACGAGCUGGCUUCCAUCAGCGAGAGGCGCAUCGAGAGGCUGUGUAACCCGUCCCUGAGCGAACUGCCUGCCUUCCUGGUCAAAGAGGGUGGCCUGAACUGUGGCUUCAUGGUGGCGCACUGCACUGCUGCUGCAUUAGUAUCUGAGAACACGGUUCUGUGCCACCCGUCAUCAGUGGACUCGCUGUCCACCAGCGCUGCCACAGAGGACCACGUCUCCAUGGGCGGAUGGGCUGCCAGGAAAGCACUGAUGGUCAUCGAGCACGUCGAACAAGUGCUUGCUAUCGAACUCCUCGCCGCCUCCCAAGGUCUUGAGUUUGUCCGUCCCCUACGUACAACACAACCUUUGGAGAGAGUCCACCAAAUCGUCCGCUCACUGGUGAAGCCCUUGGUUAAAGAUCGAUUCAUGGCUCCAGACAUUGCGAUCGUCCAGAAGCUGCUGACCGAAGAGCAGGUGUGGCAAACUGUACAGCCGUACAUGCAACUCUACAAACUAGCUCACGCCCCACAAUAA